AUGGAACAAAUGAAACGACCACUAAGCGGCAUUAUCCAUGAUAACAAGAGACAAAAGAAAGAAGAAAUAUAUAUCACAAACGAUGUAACCUAUGCAGAUAAUAAAAGAUGGGAACGAUUAAUAUUAUCUCAUAUGCCAAACUUACGUGUAUUUGACAUUCUACAUGAAGAUUGGCCAAAACAUGCUAAUAAUAAUCAAUUAGUAUUAGAUACACAGAUCAAUCCAUUUACAUCUUCAUUUUGGAUCGAACGACAAUGGUUCUUCGAACAUCAAUGUUAUCACUUAAGAUAUACAGAUUGUACAAUAUUCUAUUCAAUAAAUCCAUACAGAAGAAAGAAUUAUGUAUUAUAUGAGCAAUCGAUGGAAACAACAUGUUUAAACUCUGACAAAACUAAUCUGAAAGCAAGUCAAUGUUGGCAACAAAAAUUAUAUAAGCUAAACCUGUUAGAAACAUUAGUCAAUGAUUAUAUCUCAAAACAAGUCGGUUCAAAAUUAUACUUAUGGUGGUAA
This is a messenger RNA of Rotaria sordida, 510 nucleotides long. NCBI's taxonomy places the organism in Eukaryota, Metazoa, Rotifera, Eurotatoria, Philodinida, Philodinidae. The record is from the annotation of a GenBank genome assembly.